Messenger RNA from Dreissena polymorpha, 10947 nucleotides. Its product is annotated as pleckstrin homology domain-containing family F member 2-like. The transcript has 9 exons. The coding region runs from base 37 to 858 and encodes 273 amino acids. Gene Ontology annotation, molecular function: phosphatidylinositol binding; metal ion binding. The record is from RefSeq and is a predicted model, not a curated record. Lineage: Eukaryota; Metazoa; Mollusca; Bivalvia; Myida; Dreissenidae.
GAAUUUAUUUUGGAUAUAACACGGAAGUAGCGGAAAAUGGUUGAUAGACUAGUCAACAGUGAGUCCAAUGCUCGCAGAAUUGCGUGUGUUGAGGAUGCAUUUGGAUCUUCUGGCCAGCCCCUGGCUGUAUCAGGCAGGGUUCUUGUGGGGGAAGGUGUACUGACAAAGAUGUGCAGGAAGAAGCCUAAACCUCGGCAGUUCUUCCUCUUUAAUGAUGUCUUGGUGUACGGAAAUAUAGUAAUCAACAAGAAAAAGUAUAAUGUACAGCACAUACUGGCGUUAGAGGAUGUUAAAAUUGAGAGUGUAGAUGAUAUAGGAAAUUUGAGGAAUGGGUUCAAAUUGAUCAGUCCAAAGAAGUCGUUUGUUGUGUAUGCAGCCACAGCUGUAGAGAAACAGCAAUGGAUUUCUCACAUCAAGAAGUGUGUCACAGACCUUUUGAAUAAAAGAGGUGUUACCCAGAAUUCUGUUGAUGAUUCCCCGGUGUGGAUACCCGACUCCUCGGCCUCCAAGUGCAUGCUUUGCAAGCGCUCACAGUUCAACAUGAUUAAUAGACGGCACCACUGUCGGAAGUGCGGUCUUGUGGUGUGUAAUGACUGCUCUAGCAAGCGGUGGCUGCUCCCCCAGCAGUCCUCAAAGCCUCUACGCGUGUGCCUUACCUGCUACGAGAAACUAUCUAACGCUAAAAGUUCAGGGCCUGAUCACAUGUACGAUGAUUACCCUGGUACAGGUGCGUUGGGCCUCCCACCAAGCAGGCCGGGGCAAGAGGAUUCAUCUGGGGAGGAUUCUGAUGAGGAUGAGGAGCAAGAUGCAGUGUAUCAGGGCAUUCCAGAGGACCAGUUCCAUAGCUAUGAAACUUAACAUAUAUACCAGAAAGACGACAAUCCAUCGAGCAUGACAAUACUUUACUGAUAGCUGUACUGCUUUCCACAGAACUGUUCAGUGUAGCUUUUUUGCCUGUGUAUAUUUUUCAGCUCUUGGUUUCCCCCAAAAAAAUUAAGUUUAUAAGACAAUUGUUAUUUGUCAAAAGCAGCUUUAUUUUAUUAUUUUUUUAAUUUUUGUUUUGUUAAGUGAUCAUAUAUAAAGCCUUUUUAAACAUCCGUUUAAAAAAAAGGGACGUAUUAUAGUUUCACCUUGGCGGCGGGCGGGCGGCGUCCACAACAGUUUCCGCUCUCUAAUUCAAAUAGUUUUCAUCCGCACAGCAGUUUCCACUCUCUAAUUAAAAUAGUUUUCAUCCGAUCUCCAUCAAACUUGGUCAGAAGUUGUAUCUAGACAAUAUCUAGGUCAAGUUUGAAUAUGGGUCAUGCCGGGUCAAAAAUUAGGUCACAUGGUCACUUAGUGCAUUUCAAGCAUUUAGCAUGGUGCCUGCUCCCUUAUUGAAGUAGUUUUCAUCCGAUCUUCACCAAACUUGGUCAGAAGUUGUAUCUAGACAAUAUUUAGGUCAAGUUCGAAUAUGGGUCAUGCUGGGUCAAACACUAAGUCACAGCGUCACUUAAAGCAUUUCAAGCAUUUAGCAUGGUGUCCGCUCUCUAAUUGAAGUAGUUUUCAUCUGAUCUUCACCAAAUUUGGUCAGAAGUUGUGUCUAGACAUUAUCUACAUGUAGGUCAAGUUCAAAUAUGGGUCAUGACUGGUUAAAAACUUGGUCACAAGGUCACUUAGUGCAUUUCAAGCAUUUAGCAUGGUGUCCACUGUUUAAUUGAAGUAGUUUUCAUCAGAUCUUCACCGACUUUUGUCAGAAGUUGUGUCUAGAUGAUAUGUAGGUCAAGUUCAAAUAUGGGUCAUGGUAAAGUUAUCAAGUUGUUCAAAGCCUUAAAACGGGGGUAUCUUGUGACAGAUUGGCACUCUUGUUAUAUCAAGGAAUAUGCACUUUGUAAAUGUGUAUUUCUUAAUUUUGAUUUUCAGGCAUUCCAACAUUCUAUUCAAAUUCAAUAACAAAAGUGUUUUUAUGCUCCCGGAUCGGAAGAUCGGGGGUAUAUUGUUUUAGGCCUGUCUGUCAUUGUACGUGUCCGUGUGUGUGUCCCAAAACUUUAACCAAAACUUUAACCUUGGUCAUAACUUUUGCAAUAUUGAACGUAGCAACUUGAUAUUUGGCAUGCAUGUGUAUCUCAUGGAGCUGCACAUUUUGAGUGGUGAAAGGUCAAGGUCAUCCUUCAAGGUCAAAGGUCAAAUAAAAAAUUCAAAGCGGGGCAUUAGGGGCAUUGUGUUUCUGACAAACACAUCUUUUGUUAUACGCCCGUUUUUUAAAACAGGAUGUAUUACAGUUUCACCCUUGGCAGGCUGUGGGCGGGCGGCGUCCACCGCAGUGUCCGCUCUCUAAUUCAAAAAGUUUUCAUCCGAUCUUCACCAAACUUGGUCAGAAGUUGUAUCUAGACAAUAUCUAGGUCAAGUUCGAAUAUGGGUCAUGCCGGGUCAAAAACUAGGUCAUGGGGUCACGUAGUGCAUUUCAAGGAUUUAGCAUGGUGUCCGCUCUGAAAUUGAAGUAGUUUGCAUCCGAUCUUCACCAAAUAUGGUCAGUAGUUGUGUCUAAAGGACAUCUUGGUCAAGUUCAAAUAUGGGUCAUUCCGGGUUAAAAUUUAGGCCUCUAGGUCACUUAGUGCAUUUGAAGCAUUUAGCAUGGUGUCCAAAACCUUAAACGGGCGUAUCUUGUGACAGUUUGGCACUCUUGUUGUAAUUGUAAUAAGACAAGACUGAAGUGUAUACUUUGUUUUUGGUGUAACUAUCUGCAAUGAUAUUUAUAUUGAGUUUAUCAUCUUAAUAGAUGGAUAAUGGCUGUGAUAAUGAUGAUGGCACAGUCUAAAGUAUAUGAUUUUAUACUUAGAAUCCUUAAAUAUUUUAGGACUUCAGCUGUACAUCCACACAAUGUCAUGACUGUUUGAUAUUAUAUAAUGAUCAGUUAAUCAUGCAGUGUGAUAUACUGUUUUCCAAACAAUGUAAUAACUAUUUAUUUUUCUGUAUUAACCCUGCUAUUCUGUUUUGUGUAAAGAGCAUGAUUUAACAAGUAUUGAAUGUAUUUAAAUGAACCUUGAUAUAAUGGGAUUGGCUUGAAGAGAAAAUGCAGAUUUUAAGGAACACAACCCUCCCCAGUUUUACAUAGUUAUUGCCAUUUGCUAAUGUUUCAUGUGAAAAGCAUGAAUUCAUAAGUAUUGAAGAGAAUAAAAGGGAAUGUGAUGAGUUCAAAGAGGACAUUAAGAGAGAGGCCUGGGUAGGAAAACAAUUUCGCUUUUUAUAGUACUUUUUUGUGCUGAACACAAGUACAUGCUGUUUUUUCUAAUGCAAACCAUAAUUCUGAAAAUAUCAAAAUAAUAUAAAUUAAACUACAUAUAUUUAUUGAAGGCUCUGAAUGGAAGUGCAGAUUUGAAGUAACAUAAUAAUGAACGCUAUAAUUUCAUACAAAUGAAGAUGUUUAUAUAUACAUCUGUAGAGAAUUUUUUUAAUUAGUAUAGCUUGCAAGAACUUCAACCAUCUCUUUAUUGUUUUUUAAGUUAUUUCCAGAUGGGUUUUUUCUUUCGCACAACCCAAUUAGUGUUAUGUUAUUGUGCAGAUCAUAGCUCAAACAGUAUCAAAGGGAUUCAAAGGAAACUUCAUACAAUUAUAGAAGACUGAGAGAAUAUACCAUGGACAGGAAACACUUACUUUCUCUAAAAUAUUUGGUUAUUCUCCUUUGUUUAAUGUUCUUGUGCAAACAAAAACAACUAGAGUAUAAUUGAUUGCAAUGAAAAUAAAGGUAUAUGCAAUUUUUUUUACAAAUAAAGAAAAUGUGUCUGUUUUCCUGUUUUCCCCCACUUCGAUGAAAACUGUAGGGGGCGGGUGUGAGUCGGGGGUUUAUUGUUGGCAAAAUGUUGCAACAAUAGUUUGACAGGAAAUAGCAGUUGCAUUUUAUCCCAUUCCAAACUUGAGUAUUUAGCUAUUUGAGAGGAUUGAAGAUUUGUUGCUCAUAUGAUAUGCAUGCAAGAUGAAUUAUCAUUAUAUUUUAUUAAAGUUCACUACAAAACUGUAAAUAUUGGACAUUCAUUUAUGACUUUUUGACUAAAUUGUGCUGUUUCAUAAUAUGUACAAUAUAAACAUGUUUAUUUUCAGAUCAUUAUGUGAUGACCACCAACUGUUGAAUGAAUUUAAUUACCGGUUAUACUAUUUGUGUUGAUUGUUGAAGUAUUCUCAUAUUUCUCUUCUAAGCUGACAUAUCAUGACUGUGAUGAUGUGAUUUCAUUUAAUCCAAGUACUUGUAGUUAAAACAUGACUGAUGACUAAAACAGCUAUAACAAGGGUGAUAAGAAUUAUGCUUAAAACUAAUUAUUGCCCACUCUGCAUUAACAAGCAUGAUCUCCCAUUAUGUGCUAAAUACAGUAAUUUUUACCGCGGCUGUUUUCGGAGAAAACCCAAGGUAUUGUCAUGGCCAGCUCGUCAUGUCUUGUGGUGUCCGUCGUCGUGUCCGUCGUCGUGUCGUAGGCCGUCCGCGUCGUGCUAAAACCUUAACAUUUUGUCUUGGUUUUGAACAUUGGCUCUAAAAUCAAAGUGCUUCAAACUACAACUUUGAAUCUUCAUAUGUAGCUGCACCUUGAUGAGUUCUACAUGCCACACCCAUUUUUGGGUCACUAGGUUAAAGGUAAAGGUCACUGUGACCUCUAAAAAAGAAAAAAAAUCUGUCAAGCUUUCAUUUAAUCAAAACUGCACCCGCAGCCAAGCCUGGCACCUGUUAUGCGGUGCUCUUGUUAUUAUCUCAUUCAGUUUAAAUAGCUUUAUAGAAAACUGCCAAAUCAUAGUUAGUAAACCCUUCUUUAUAUUGUUUACAAUAUUUCCUCUCCUGCAUAUUGAGUUUUCCUAUAACUUCUUAUGACGUCGGCAGCAAUAACAUAAACUAAUGUUUUGCCUGUUUUUUUUAAAUUUAAAUUGUCAGCAUACGCAAACACAUUUGUCAUAAAAAUUUUAUUAUCUUUAUGCCAAGUAUCUCAUCAUUCUAUGAAAAUGUAUGACACCAGGCAUAAUGUAUCUGAGAGUUUUUAAUCAAAACAUGAAUUGAAUAUAAUUAUAAGUUAUCCAAUUGUCAAUAUUUAAGUAAAAUUAUUUGACAAUUUUCGUUAUUUUCAUUUUUAUUCACUUUAAUUUAUAAAGAUGCUGAAAGAAAUGUUCUAUCAUCGGAAGAAUUGUUUACACGUUUCUAGCAAAUAUUUUGUUUCGACAUGAAUAAAUAGAAUAUAAAUGAAUAUUGAUAAAUAUAUUUUUUAAUAACCACAAAAAUAUGGUAACGAAAACUAUAGUGUUAAAAAUGCGUGUUUUACUAACUUCUUUAUUCAGGUAAACUGCAUUUUGUGAUGUUACAUUUAUGAAAAGUUAAUAAAUAACAGAAUUUCUAUUAAAUGUUUGGUCUAGGUUCUUAUGGAAGUUUUAGGAAUCCAUAACCUUCUAAUAGCGUUUGUAUAUUUAAACGUGAAAGAGCCUGUCUCUUUCAAACCUGUGUACGAUUGUUAGAUUUAAUACUGUAUACAAUGACAUGUAUUGUUGACGCAUAUUAAUUAGUUUUUUAGCUCAUCUAUUUUUUGAAAAAAAAAAGAGCUAUUGUCAUCACGUCGGCGUCGGCGUCCGGAUAAGUUUUGCGUUUAGGUCCAUUUUUCUCAUAAAGUAUCAAUGCUAUUGCAUUCAAACUUGGUACACUUACUUACUAUCAUGAGGGGACUGGACAGGCAAAGUUAGAUAACUCUGGCUUGCAUUUUGACAGAAUUAUGUGCCCUUUUUAUGCUUAGAAAAUUGAAAAUUUUGGUUAAGUUUUGUGUUAAGGUCCAUUUUUAGCUCAUGUAUUUUUUGAAAAAAAUUAUGAGCUAUUGUCAUCACCUUGGCGUUGGCGUCCGGUUAAGUUUUGCGUUCAGGUACACUUUUCUCAUAAAGUAUCAAUGCUAUUGCAUUCAAACUGGGUACACUUACUUACUACCAUGAGGGGACUAGGCAGGCAAAGUAAGAUAAUUCUGGCUUGCAUUUUGACAGAAUUAUGUGCCCUUUUUAUACUUAGAAAAUUGAAAAUUUUGGUUAAGUUUUGUGUUUAGGUCCAUUUUAUUACUUAAGUAUCAAAGCUAUUGCUUUCAUACUUGCAACACUUACUAACUAUCAUAAGGGGACUGUGCAGGCAAAGUUAUGUAACUCUGACUGGCAUUUUGACAGAAUUAUGUGCCCUUUUUAUACUUAGAAAAUUGAAAAUUUGGUUAAGUUUUGUGUUAGGUCCACUUUUUUCCUAAAGUAUCAAAGCCAUUGCUUUCAUACUUGCAACACUUACUAAUUAUCGUAAGGGGACUGUGCAAGCAAAGUUAUGUAACUCUGACUGGCAUUUUGAAGGAAUUAUGGGCCCUUUAUACUUGAAAAUUUGGUUAAGUUUUGUGUUAUGGUCCACUUUACCCCUAAAGUAUCAUAGAUAUUGCUUUCAUACUUGGAACACUCGCAAACUAUCAGAAGGGGACAGUAAAGGACAAGUUGCAUAACUCUGGUUGUCAUUUUUACCGAAUUAUGGCCCUUUUUUGACUUAAUAACUUUGAAUAUAUGGUUACAUUUUGUGUUUAGAUUCACUUUACUUCUAAAGUAUCAAGGCUAUUGCUUUUGAACUAUAAAUACUUUCAUGCUAUCAUGAGGGUACUGUACCUGGCAAGUUGAAUUUUACCUUGACCUUGGAAUGGCCUUGACUCUCAAGGUCAAAUUAUUAAAAAAAUUUAAAAUUGCCAUAACUUCUUUAUUUAUGAUUAGAUUCGAUUGAUACACACAACUCUUACCUGACAUACCACAAUUGACUCCAUCCAAACCAUCCCCCACUCCCCAGUUUAACUGUCUGUCAGUAUGUCAGUCAGUCUGUCUGUAAGUCCGAAAAAAACUUUCACAUUGGCCAUAACUUUUUCACUUUUGAAGAUAGCAACUUGAUAUUUGGCAUGCAUGUGUAUCUCAUGGAGCUGCACAUUUUGAGUGGUGAAAGGUCAAGGUCAUCCUUCAAGGUAAAAUUUAUGGUGUCUGUCCGUCCGAAAACUUUAACAUUGGCCAUAACUUUUUCAAUAUUGAAAAUAGCAACUUCAUAUUUGGCAUGCAUGUGUAUCUCAUGGAGCUGAACAUUUUGAGUGGUGAAAGGUGAAGGUCAUCCUUCAAGGUCAAAUGUCAAAAUUAUGGCGUCUGUCGGUCCGAAAACUUUAAAGGGGCCUUUUCACAGAUUUUGGCAUUUUUUUAACUUAUUUAUUAAAUGCUUUAUAUUGAUAAAUGUAAACAUUGGAUCAUAAAAGCUCCAGUAAAAAAUCAAGAAAAAAUUAAAAAAAGGAAAAGAACAUUGCCCGGAGCAGGUUUCGAACCAGCGACCCCUGGAGUCCUGCCAGAGUCCUGAAGUAAAAACGCUUUAGCCUACUGAGCUAUUCCGCCGAGUACACAUUCCUUACGUAUUUUAUAACUUAUAUAAGCAAUCUUCGUAGUUUCACAAAAUUUAACGACAAAAACAGAACUCUCCAAAUUAUUCAAUCGUUUCGUGUUGCAACGCUUUAUAAUUUUUAGGUUUAAAAAUCGUCAAAAGAUGCAUAUAAUGGCUAUAUUAGAGCAUGGUUAAUGUUCAGUAUUACUGUUUCCUCACAAAUAUCAUAACUAAAACAAAAACUUACGAAUCUGAAACAACUUUUUUCAAUUUUGUCAAUUUAACAAAGCGUGAAAAGAUCCCUUUAACAUUGGCCAUAACUUUUUUAAUAUUGAAGAUAGCAACUUGAUAUUUGGCAUGCAUUUGUAUCUCAUGAAGCUGCACAUUUUGAGUGGUGGAAGUUCAAGGUCAAGGUUAUCCUUCAAGGUCAUUCAAGGUCAUCCUUCAAGGUAAAAAAAUAAAAUAAAAAUUCAAAGCUGCGUUCUCAUGAAGCUGCACAUUUUGAGUGGUGGAAGUUCAAGGUCAUCCUUCAAUGUCAAGGUCAUCCUUCAAGGUCGAAGGUCAAAAAACAAAUAAAAAAUUUCAAAGUGGCAUUAUCAUGAAGCUGCACAUUUUGAGUGGUGGAAGUUCAAGGUCAAGGUCAUUUUUCAGGGUCAAGGUCAUCCUUGAAGGUCAAAGGUAAAAAAAAAAAAUCAAAGCGGCUUUAUCAUGAAGCUGCACAUUUUGAGUGGUGUAGGUUCAAGGUCAAGGUCAUCCUUCAAGGUCACGGUCAUCCUUCAAGGUCAAAGGUCAAACAAAAUAUAAAAAAAUUACAAAGCAGCGUUAUCAUGAAGCUGCACAUUUUGAGUGGUGGAAGUUCACGGUCAAGGUCAUCCUUCAAAGUCAAAAAAAAAAAAAAAUCAAAGCGGCGUUCUCAUGAAGCUGCACAUUUUGAGCGGUGGAAGUUCAAGGUCAAGGUCAUCCUUCAAGGUCAAGGUCAUCCUUCAAGGUCAAAGGUCAAACAAAAUAUAAAAAAAUUACAAAGCAGCGUUAUCAUGAAGCUGCACAUUUCGAGUGGUGGAAGUUCACGGUCAAGGUCAUCCUUCAAGGUCAAAAAAUAAAUAAAUUCAAAGCGGCGUUCUCAUGAAGCUGCACAUUUUGAGUGGUGGAAGUUCAAGGUCAAGGUCAUCAAGGUCAAGGUCAUCCUUCAAGGUCAAAGGUCAAAAAAAAAAUAAUUUCAAAGCGGCGUAUCAUGAAGCUGCACAUUUUGAGUGGUGGAAGUUUAAGGUCAUCCUUCAAGGACAAGGUCAUCCUUCAAGGUAAAAGGGAAAAAAAUCAUAUUUCAAAGCAGCUUUCUUAUAAAGCUGCACAUUUUGAGAUUUUUGAAAUACUGUCCAACCAUCCCACCCAAGAAUCUCCCCCCCCCCCCAAAAAAAAAGAAAUAUUUUUUUUUUGCAUUUUUUUUUUCAUUUUUGGAAGAUAAUGAAAUUAAUGACCACACCCCCACACUAUACACUCCUCUCCACUCCACCCCUCCAUCCUUUGUGAUUGAAAUUGAGAUAGGUCCCUGCACCUUUAAAAAGAAAAAUAGAUGGGCGGUCUGCACCCGCAAGUUGGUGCUCUAUUUUUUAAUGCAAUGUAACACCGAUCAAUCAUAGUGUAACAAUAAAAACAUGGCGACAUGCACGUUCGAAGUACAUAGAAGUGAACUUGAUAAACUGUGUGAGACGGAUGCUAAUAUUAAGAUAAAAAAAACUUUUAACUCUCAUAUUGGCGUUUUUCUCUUAACAAUAAAAUUGUUUUUGAAACAACAAGAAUAUGACGUACGUUAUGCAAAAAUGUGUCUUAUGCCACGUACGGAUCGCGUAGCUCCAGACCAGCCUGCACAUUCACAGUCUGGUCAGGAGCUACUCUCUGCGUUAAUCAAACCACGGAACCAUGCGUGUCUAUAUAACGUACCCGUUGGCUCCUAACUAAACUACUCUGGUCGCAUUUGACACAAGACCCUUUUUCGCAUGACGCGAUUCAUAUACCGAAAUCUCGUUUCUUUGUUGUGGAUUAUAAAAAUAUUAAUUUUAUCCUCAAAUCAAAGGUACACCAUGCAGAAUGUGUGUUCGGUAGAAAACACUUCAAAAGGCUCCAUGAAUGUCGUCUUCAUAGUCAACUGUAUUUAAUUUUCACAUUUACAAUAACUUGAAAGUAAAUUAUAAAUUUUUAUAGCUUUGCGUACUUACUUCUUGCUAACAUUGAUUUUUUCGAAGGUCAAGGUCAUCCUUCAAGGUCGAAAAAAAAAAAAAAUUCAAAGCGGCGUUCUCAUGAAGCUGCAGAUUUUGAGUGGUGAAAGUUCAAGGUCAUCCUACAAGGUCAAGGUCAUCCUUCAAGGUCAAAGGUAAAAAAACAAAACAAAAAUUUCAAAGCGGCGUUAUCAUGAAGCUGCACAUUUUGAGUGGUGGAAGUUCAAAGUCAAGGUCAUUCUUCAAGGUCAAGGUCAUCCUUCAAGGUCAAAGGUUUUUGUUUUUUUCAUUUAAAGCGGUGUUAUCAUGAAGCUGCACAUUUUGAGUGGUGAAGGCUCAAGGUCAUCCGUCAAGGUCAUCCGUCAAGGUCAUCAUUCAAGGUAAAAAAAAAUUAAAUCCAAGCGGCGUUAUCAUGAAGCUGCACAUUUUGAGUGGUGGAAGUUCAAGGUCAAGGUCAUCCUUCAAGGUCAAAAAAAAAUAUAAAAUUCAAUGCGGCGUUCUCAUGAAGCUGCACAUUUUGAGUGGUGGAAGUUCAAGGUCAAGGUCAUCCUUCAAGGUCAAAGGUCAAUUAUUUUUUUUAAUUUCAAAGCGGCGUUCUCAUGAAGCUGCACAUUUUGAGUGGUGGAAGUUCAAGGUCAAGGUCAUUCUUCAAGGUCAAGGUCAUCCUUCAAGGUCAAAGGUAAUUUUUUUUAUAAUUUCAAAGCGGUGUUAUCAUGAAGCUGCACAUUUUGAGUGGUCAUCCUUCAAGGUCAAGGUCAAAGGUAAAAAAAAAAAUAUUUCAAAGCGGCGUUCUUAUAAAGCUGCACAUUUUGAGUGGUGGAAGUUCAAGGUUAAGGUCAUCCUUCAAGGACAAAGGUAAAAGAAAAAAAAAAUUCAAAAUAGAGCAAUAGGGGGCAUUGUGUUUCUGACAAACACAUCUCUUGUUUUUUUCAAACAUGGUUAAAAACACAAAUAUUUAUUUUUAUAAUUUUUUUUUUGAAAUACAGUCCAAAUAUCCUACCCAAGAAUCCCCCCUCCCCCCAAUUUUUUUUUGCAUUUUUUUGUAUUUUUGGAAGAUAAUGUAAUAUGACCACACCCCCACACUAUAUACCCCUCUCCACUCCACUCCUCCCUCCUUUGUGAUUGAAAUUGAGAUAGGGCCCUACUUCUUUAAAAAGAAAGAUAGAUGACCGGUCUGCACCCGCAAGGCGGUGCUCUUGUUUUUCUGUUCUUAUUGUUGUGACUAUGAGCUGUAAAUGCUUAAGUCGUAGAUAAACAUUCUGUACUGUUCUGUUAAAUUAAAUUUUGAAAUAUAGCCGUUAUCUUCCUUUGCAUUUUAUUUGUGACGCACUUUAACAUUAUCUCAUAUUUAUCUAAUAAAACGAAAGAAUGAAA